Penaeus monodon (black tiger shrimp) is the source of this 459-nucleotide messenger RNA. Its product is annotated as transcriptional regulatory protein AlgP-like. The transcript has a single exon. Bases 1 to 459 code for a protein of 152 amino acids. The record is from RefSeq and is a predicted model, not a curated record. Lineage: Eukaryota; Metazoa; Arthropoda; Malacostraca; Decapoda; Penaeidae.
AUGGUAAAGAGAAACAAGAAUGGAAACAAAGGCUCUCCGAAAAGCAAGAAAGCAAGCACUGCAUUUCAAACAAGAAUUAGAAAAGCUAAGAAAGCGAAGGAUCCCAAGCAAGCAAUCAACCAAGCAAGUGAUCCCAGACACGCAAAAACGAAAAAAUCUCAACCAAGCAAGAAACCAAACAAGAAACCAAGCAAGAAGCCAAGCGAGAAACCAAGCAAGAAACCAAGCAAGAAGCCAAGCGAGAAACCAAGCAAGAAACCAAGCAAGAAUCCAAGCAAGAAGCCAAGCGAGAAACCAAGCAAGAAACCAAGCAAGAAUCCAAGCAAGAAGCCAAGCAAGAAACCAAGCAAGAAUCCAAGAAACCAAACAAGCAACCAAGAAAGAAUCCAAGCAACCAAGCAAGAAUCCAGCGCACUCCACAGCACAACAGGUUUCGAGUCGGAUGUUAAUGACUCGUAA